UGUGAGAUAUUCACGUGUCUUCUCUUAUGUUUCAUCACAUGUUCUCUCCUUUCUUCGCCUCUCUCACAAAAUCUAACCCUUUCUCUUUUUGGCAUUCCUAGACACUUUCGUAAUCCAUCUUCCAGAAAUAAACUCUUUAAAACUUGCAUACAUACAUAUAUCUAUCUACAUAACUUUAGCAUGGACAAGAAGAAGAUUGUUGCUGCUUCAUCUUCUUCCUCAUCAUCUUCUUCGUCCUUUGAUCAUAUAUUUGGUCCAAGAGUCUCUUCUCCGCCUUCUUCAUCAACCACUGGAUUGUUCAAUUCCAUCUUUCCUCGACCCUCAGCGGGGAUAUCUGGGAGACCAGUGGACUUUUCAAGUCAAGGUGGACAUGUGAAGUAUCAAUCUCCAAAUGAAGGAGGAGAAAGAAGCAGCAAAAAGGACAAAAAGAGUUACCAUAAUGAGGAAACUGAACCACCAUGCAACUUGAGCUCAUCCAUUUACUAUGGAGGCCAAGAGAACUAUUCCUCUACAACGACUACCACCAACGAUACUUACAAGAAAGAUGGAGAUGAAGGCGAUUCCAAAAGUGCAUCAAGAGGAAACUGGUGGGAAGGGUCGGUUUAUUACUAACAUGCACUGCAUGUCAUGAAAUCCUGAUUUUGAGCAACUGCUAAGUCUUUGUUACUAUUUUGCAGGGGAUUAAGAGACAUCAUGGUAUAAUCUUAAUAUGAAAAUUCAAAGAUUUGAUAAGGAAAUAAAGAGUAUAUAUAAAACUAUAUAAAGAUCCUUACAAAAUUAAAGAGUGUAGUAUAUUGUAUAAAAGAAGAGUGACUUGUUCUUGACGUGUUGAUUUGUUUUGUUUACGAGAAACACACAACACUAAGACAAACCCCUUCCUGAUGAUAUAUGUAUAAACGUUUGUCCUAAUGUUGUCUUAUGUGAUAGUGAUGAUCUAUGAAUAAUUGUAACAGUACUUUAUAUCAUAAUGAAGAAGAAUAUUUU
Molecule: messenger RNA, 984 nt
Organism: Eruca vesicaria subsp. sativa (arugula)
Lineage: Eukaryota; Viridiplantae; Streptophyta; Magnoliopsida; Brassicales; Brassicaceae
Source: the annotation of a GenBank genome assembly